Mercurialis annua (annual mercury) is the source of this 1863-nucleotide messenger RNA. RefSeq names its product PKS-NRPS hybrid synthetase cheA-like. Bases 1 to 1863 code for a protein of 620 amino acids. Gene Ontology annotation, biological process: regulation of DNA-templated transcription. The transcript is spliced from 7 exons. The record is from RefSeq and is a predicted model, not a curated record. Lineage: Eukaryota; Viridiplantae; Streptophyta; Magnoliopsida; Malpighiales; Euphorbiaceae.
AUGGCUCAGAAUAGUCAUUAUGUGCACUGGACUCUUACUGAGGAGGAUACAGGUGUGGUGACCCACCUUUUCAUGGGUCAUCUCGAUUUAGUGAGGCUACUACAUUCGUACUACUGGAUAAUCGGUAUCGACUCCACGUACAAGACGAACAAGUACAAGCUGCCUUUUUUUGAGAUUAUUGGAAUGACUCCUUCCAACAAGAACUUCAUAAUUGCAGAUGCAAUUAUGAAGGAUGAGACUGAGAGGAGCUACAGAUGGGUGUUGGAGAGACUGAGGUGCUUGAUUGGGGAACAUAUUCAUCUGAGUGCUAUUCUUACUGAUAAGGAACUGGGGCAGAUCAGACCAGUGUCAGAGGUUUUCCCACGUUCUUCUCAUCGACUAUGUAUAUGGCACAUAAAUAAGGAUGUAGAAGAUAGAGUGUACAGAAUAAGUGGGAAAAACAAAGAAUUUGCUGAAAUUUUCAAGAAUAGGUUGAUACAGUACAUUGAGGGGACUUGGUUGGUGCACAGAGAGAAGUUCGUAUCUUACUGGACAAACUUAGUCCUACAUUUUGGAAACACCACCACGUGUAGAGUGGAGAGCGCACAUACGCAGCUAAAGCAGUUGCUCAACUCUAGCACCGGUACUCUGGACACAGUAUGGACGAAGGUCGACAAAGUUAUAGAGUCGCAGCUGAUAGAUAUCCGCAAAACACUUGAGGACUCCCGACGGACUAUAGGCAUCCAUCGACGCGGUUUUCCAUUUGAUAAGCUCUCCUGCAGAGUGUCUCAUUACUGUCUGGAUUUAAUAUCGAAAGAACUAAGGCGUAUGCGAGGAUUGAGUACUGAUGUCUAUGAUCGUUGUGGUUGUGUGCUUAGAUCAACACAUCAGAUUCCCUGUGCAUGUGAGCUGCGAGCAAUGGUAGAUUCAGGUAACCCGAUCAGUCUGGAUAGUAUGUACCCGUUUUGGAUGAAACUUGUUAUUCUCGGGGAUGGGAUGGACACAUCUGCACAGGCUGAUUAUGCUAGUUUUCGGUCGGAGGAACAUCAGUAUUUUCACGAGAUCGCUGAGGAGGUCAUGACUAAGGAUCCUUUAAUGUUGCGUGAUAUUUCUCGUAUUGUUCGAGAGCGACUUCACCCCGAAGACUUAGGCUAUAGGGAACCAGAAGUGAAGAACAAUGUCAAAGGUCGACCAAAGGGGAGCAAAUCAACCAAGCGAGAUCCGAGUCGUCAUGAGUACAAGGACCGUGUACGUGGUCGUCUUAAGUCUUCCCAAGGUCAGCAAAACCCUGCUUCCACGUCAGCUAGUUCGCAAAAUGCGGAGGUUAUUCCAAGAUUCAUUUUUCCAUUUGUUGAAGAACUUGUGGACGUGUGUGGGGACGGCAACUGUGGAUUCCGCGUCGUGGCGGACUACAUAUAUGGUGACCAGGAGAUGUGGGGACUGACUAGAAUGAACAUUGCAAACGAACUUUCUGCCCACCCUUUGCGAUAUGACGGUCUUUGCGUUGAUGGGUUAGAAGCAGCCAUUACACGUAUUAAUUGGGAAGGGGAAUCCUGCGGCCCUCGCAACUGGAUGCAGGUAUGGGAUGACUUGUACCCUAUUGCCACUCUCUUCAAUAAAGCUGUUAUUUACAUACAAGGCGGGACGCUACCAGAGACGCGGUUCGGUUCCUGUUCCUAUACUGUUCUGUCUUUGCAUUCCUCUGAGGUCCACUCACGAUCAUCGAAAGAGAUAGUGAUACUAUAUAUUAGUGGACGCUCUCACUUUGUUAGGUUGAAUUUACAGGAUAAUUUUCAUGUCCCACCAAUUACCUCCAUGUGGUUCAACCACAGGGACCGUACUGUUAUGUCUUGGGAUACUUUAUAUGGUAGUAGGAGAGAUUAA